AUGGCUUUGUCAAAUGGAGACGCAAUAUCGGAAGAAAAGUUGAGUUCCGAAAACGACGAUGAAGGAUCCUUCGUUGUUGGGGAGCUCGAAGACUAUCGAUGGGUCUUCCCGACUAUGAAUAUUGGGGAUGAAACUGUAAGUGGCAAACAACCGCCAGAAUACUGUCCUCCUGCUCGUUCAGAAGAAGUCUGGGCGUUCAUAUCUGGUGCAGCCCUUGCCACGAUUUCUGGAAUAGUGCUGUCAAUAUCUAAUUUGUGCGCUGCUCUUUGCAUGGAGAAUGGACUAAGCGCUUCACAGACCCUCUUUGUGAAGCUUGUAGGCGUUCUCAUCAUAUCCAGCUUUCACUUACUGUGUUACCGGGUCAACAUCCUUGGCGUCAACAAACGCGAUGUACUGCUGAAUCUGUUGAAGGCCGUAACUGAAAAUUUUGGCAGACUUUCAUACUUUCUCGCAGCGUUACUUGUUGGAUUCACGAACUGUUCAGCAAUAACAUUUUCUCUCUUUCCGCUUCUUACCACUUGUAUCUCUGUACUGUGCCUAAAGGACCGAUGUACGGUGUGUGAUAUCGUGGGCAUCGGGUUGAACAUCGUCGGCGUCGUGCUUACCUGCUCCAGGGACUUCUUAUACGGCGAUACAGAAAAUUAUCUACUUCCAAAUGGCGUGCAGAUAUUAGGGUAUGUUCUUGCUGCAUUGAGUGGUGCGAUCUUUCUCCCGACAGGCGCGGCAUCCACACGUAUCAUGUCGAAGGAUCUACACGUGGGGUUUAUAAUGUUUAUAAACGCCUUAGUGGGGAUAAUUUUGGCAAUACCGGCAGUCUAUCUUAGCAAUUUCUCAUCUGUUGCCGAAACUUUAUUGGAGUCACCGGCAGUGUUUGGAUAUAUUUUCGCCAUGGUGUUAUUUUAUCUAAUUUAUAUAUGGUCAUUCAAUCGAGCACUUCAAUUGGAAACAGCAGGAAGAGUUGUACUAUUAACCAAUAUUGUCAUUGUGGGCAAUUACUUCUAUCGAGUUGUGGUCCUAGGCUAUCAGGGAACAAAUGCAUGGGAAAUAAUCGGCACAAUUAUAAUCGUGAUAAGUUCGUUGGUGGUUAGUGGAGUAGCGUGGAAGGAGACGGAUAACUAUUUUUGUCCACACGAUCUUAUGACAGGUUGUUCCUGUAAAUUUUCUAUCUGUAAGAAAAAAUAG
Messenger RNA from Saccoglossus kowalevskii, 1182 nucleotides. RefSeq lists its product as uncharacterized. Lineage: Eukaryota; Metazoa; Hemichordata; Enteropneusta; Harrimaniidae. The record is from RefSeq and is a predicted model, not a curated record.